This is a messenger RNA of Protopterus annectens (West African lungfish), 2835 nucleotides long. RefSeq names its product cyclin dependent kinase 18 (gene CDK18). NCBI's taxonomy places the organism in Eukaryota, Metazoa, Chordata, Ceratodontiformes, Protopteridae. Gene Ontology annotation, molecular function: ATP binding; protein kinase activity. The coding region runs from base 702 to 2123 and encodes 473 amino acids. The transcript has 17 exons. The record is from RefSeq and is a predicted model, not a curated record. Gene Ontology annotation, biological process: protein phosphorylation. Gene Ontology annotation, cellular component: cytoplasm; nucleus.
GCCUGCAGGCUUUUAUUGCCAGCAGGCUGAGGUUGGAGAACUCCCUUCUGUCUCUCGCUUCAACCUCAUGUUUUAGCUUCUAAUAGCGGUGGGGUGCCAGCUAAUACAAAUUUCAGCCACAAAGCACAAGUCUUCAUUCCCUCAGCUCUUAAAAGCAAACCCUUUCAAUUUGCAAAGUGCAGAUAUAAUGGGACAGCAUGCCUCUUGCUAGGAUUGGCAGUUGCUUGGCAGAUGUGUCACAGAGCUGGAGGGGGCGGAGCUAGAGCUCUCUGUGAAACAUUCAACGGGAAGGUUUUUUUCUGCCUUACUGUGUGCUGCUCUGUAAUUCUGCCUUGCCUCAGGUUGUGCUGAAGGAGAACGCUUACUUAACCUGAGAGUUUUAACUAGAACGAACUUUCAGAAGGUUUGCAUGUACCGUACCAGGAGUUACUGUGGAUUUUUGACACAGGUGUUCUAGUGGAGGAACCUGUCCAAGCUUUACCUUUGCUGUUCUGUAGUUUGUUACUCAGGUCAACACUUCGGGACAAACUCUAGACUGGACAGCUGGAGUUUCCUGUUUGGAACUACAUCAGAUGUCGUCCGUCUAGAAGAGUCGCAUCUGCAGCACGUUCUUGGCCACUUAAUUUGAUUCUCAUUCUAAGAGAAAAAAACAAGCCAAGGCUAAGCUACUGACCAGCAUUCUCUCCUCUUCCACCCAAGAAAUGAACAAGAUGAAAAACUUCAAACGACGUUUUUCUCUGUCCGUACCAAGAACAGAAACAAUUGAAGAAUCUCUCACUGAGUUCACAGAACAAUUCAAUCAGCUCAACAACAGAAGAAAUGAAGGCAUUGAGCCAGAAGACCUGCAGCUGAGUAACCUUAGUUUAAACUGUAGGAAUGCAGGAACUCCAAUAUCUCCCUCAGAGGAUGAAGAUCUAUCACCAACUGCAUUAAAAUACCGAAACCACCGACAACGCAGGUUCUCCAUGGAGGACAUAAGUAAACGUCUUUCUCUUCCUAUGGACAUUCGUCUUCCACCUGAGUUUUUGCAAAAGUUACAGAUGGACAGUCCUGACCUACCAAAGCCAGUAAGCAGAAUGUCACGUAGGGCCUCACUGUCUGACAUUGGAUUUGGGAAGCUAGAAACCUAUGUGAAAUUAGACAAGCUUGGUGAAGGAACAUAUGCAACAGUGUUUAAGGGCCGAAGUAAACUGACCGAAAACCUGGUGGCUCUGAAGGAGAUCCGACUCGAGCAUGAUGAAGGAGCACCCUGCACUGCAAUUAGAGAAGUGUCACUACUAAAGAAUCUGAAGCAUGCCAAUAUUGUGACCCUCCACGACAUUAUCCAUACUGAUCGCUGCCUCACACUGGUCUUUGAGUAUCUGGACAGUGAUCUGAAGCAAUAUCUGGACAACUGUGGGAACUUAAUGAGUAUGCACAAUGUAAAGAUCUUUAUGUUCCAAUUGCUGCGUGGGUUGGCGUACUGUCACAGGAGGAAGAUUCUGCACCGAGACCUAAAGCCACAAAACCUGCUAAUUAAUGAAAAAGGCAUCUUGAAGCUAGCAGACUUUGGUCUAGCCAGAGCAAAAUCAGUCCCAACCAAAACCUAUUCGAAUGAAGUGGUCACACUGUGGUACCGACCGCCUGAUGUUCUUCUGGGGUCCACUGAAUAUUCCACACCAAUAGAUAUGUGGGGUGUGGGCUGCAUUUUGUAUGAAAUGGUCACAGGAAGGCCGCUGUUCCCAGGGUCCACGGUGAAGGAAGAGUUGCACUUAAUCUUCAGGCUUCUAGGUACCCCCACAGAAGAAUCAUGGCCUGGAAUCACAUCCAACGAGGAGUUCAAGGCUUACCAUUUCCCACAGUAUCGACCCCAGGCAGUGAUCAAUCAUGCGCCAAGGUUGGAUGCAGAAGGAAUUGAACUUCUGAUAAAUCUUCUACUGUAUGAUUCCAAGCUACGGAUAACGGCAGAAGUAGCACUGAGGCAUCCAUAUUUCAGAAGCCUUGGUGAACGAGUACACACUUUACCUGACACUGCCUCUAUUUUUACACUAAAAGAAAUCCAGCUACAGAAGGACCCUGGUUAUCGAGGUGCCAGUUAUCAACAUUCAGCACGUGGGAAGAACAGAAGACAGAGCAUAUUUUAGACUGCCAAACUGGAGUCUACGAUUUGCCUUUUCAUCACCUCAAAUGUGAACAAAGUAUUGAGUAAGGACUGUUAAAACGUGUUUUAUUUUCUCCUGCUGAGAUGUCAAAAAAGUUGAACACAAUAUGGCUGGAGAUAUUGUAAGGGUUGGAUGCUGCUUGUUAAACUUCAGCCCGCUAAUGUAGUACAGCAGCAAAAGCAAAAGGCCUGUUUUAAAACGUGUUUUGGCACUAGUCAGACACCAUACUGUGUACUACAUGUCCACAAAUCCGCAUAACACGUAUGUGACAGCCUGCUGUGAGAUAAUAAAGACUCAUUAGACCCACAGGUGUUUAAGAAAAAAACUUGUACUCUGUUUACUCCUACAGUAAUUUUUUGAUGUAAUUAUUUUUUUCUGUGCCAUAUUAUCCUCUGUCAUUGGUUAAUCUUUACUGAUCUGUAGGCAAAUGAAAUAUUUCUGAUUUGGUUAUCGUUAAUAGGGAGCAUCUUACCACUGUAAUACUGUUAUCUAUUAACCAGUUGCAUUUUAAUUCAUUGACUACGUAAUUCUGUGAAAUAGUGAGGCAUACACUGCAUUACAGCAUUCUAUAAAUAAUAGACAUACUUACCAGUACAGGCAGUAGAAAUUCCAUGAGGUUUUAUGAAAGGGCAAAAAUGAGGCCCAGUAACAGAAUGCGAGCCAAAAGUGUGUGUGUGUAGAUAUAUAUAUAUAU